CCCUACUACGCCACAGCGCUGGCACCUCUGAUCCAUUCUUGGACCUCAUGGCUUUCAGGAUCAUCCAUGGUAGUCAUCACUAGAGCUUGCUGUUUUAUAAAUAAAAUUCAAAAUCUUUUCUCUGUAAAAUAGAAAAAUGCCUUAACCGAGAAGCAUUAAGACUGCAUACAAGCUGAAUUCCAGUAGAUACGAGUGUUCUCUCUGUGAAAUUUUCCUCAGUGCACUGCUGUUCCAUACAGAGGAAGGAAAAUGAGGAGAUGUGGUGGCUCAGCUGCUGUCUGGACAUGGGCAUCCCAUGUGGGAGCAUUGGCCCAAGACCCAGAUUUACUUUAUUUGAAAGAGAGAGAGGCAGAGAGAGAGAAAAGUCUUCCAUCCGCUGGUUCACUCCCCAAAUGGCCACAACGGCUUAGCUGAGCCAAUCUGAAUCAGGAGCCAGGAGCUUCCUCCAUGUCUCUGGCAUGGAUGCAGGGGCCUAAGGACGUGGACCAUCUUCCUCUGCUUUCCCAGGCACAUUAGCAGGAGCAGGAUGGGAAGUGGAGCAGCCCAUGUUAGUUUCCAUACCAGGAAGUCAGUUUCCGAAGCCUGGUCCUGGUAGACUGGGAAACGCUGCUGCACGUGCGCCAUCUGCUGGGACCUCUGUUUCUCUGAAGCAGCAGUUGUUCAAGUGUGCCCCACUGGUCCCUGGGGUUGGGGUGGGUCCCUGAGACCCUGUCCAUCAUAUCAAAACUGUGGUCCCAAUAACUUUGUAUUGUUUACUCUGUUAUUUUCUCUGACUUUGUAAAAAGCUGCUGGGAUCUUUGGACAAACUGUCCUAAAAAGCCAGCCACUCCAGAACCAGUUUUACCAAUUCUGGUCUCAUUCCCUUGAAUUCACAAGGAAUUCCACUUUACUUGAGACAGUAACUAACACUCGGUGAUAAGUCAAGCAGGUAUGUAGCAGACAUGGUGUGGACACUGUCAUUGGCCGUGCUUGUUGGCAGUGAUCAGAUUCGAGCUUUCAAGCAACAAUUCUAAUUUUGGACAACCUGCUGCACCCUCUACCGUGUAUCAGAAAACUUCCAUAAGAGUUUUCUAUCAGGAUCAGCACCAUAACUGAAUGUGAAUAGAAGACAGAAUAAUGGCCCCUAAAGAUGCCUCUACAGAGUUCCCCAGAACCUGUGAAAGAACUCCUGCAGGUGUGGUUAAAUGAGGGUUUUAAAACAGGGGGAUUGCCGGCGCCGUGGCUCAAUAGGCUAAUCCUCCACCUUGCGGCGCCGGCACACCGGGUUCUAGUCCCGGUUGGGGCGCCGGAUUCUGUCCCGGUUGCCCCUCUUCCAGGCCAGCUCUCUGCUAUGGCCAGGGAGUGCAGUGGAGGAUGGCCCAGGUGCUUGGGCCCUGCACCCCAUGGGAGACCAGGAAAAGGCACCUGGCUCCUGGCUCCUGCCAGGAUCAGCGCGGUGCGCCGGCUGCAGCGGCGGCCAUUGGAGGGUGAACCAACGGCAAAAGGAAGACCUUUCUCUCUCUGUCUCUCUCUCUCACUGUCCACUCUGCCUGUCAAAAAAAAAAAAAAAAAAAAAAAAAAAAAAAAAAAAAAAAAAACAGGGGGAUUAUCCUGGAUUAUCUGGGUGGGCCUGACGGCCAGCAGGCGGUCAGAAGAGAGAGAUGUUCCACCUCUGGCUUUAGAGAUGAGAAGGGCUGGGAACCCAGGAACUGAUUUUGGAUUCCUUCCUCCCUUCCUCCCUCCCUCUACCUCUCUACCUCUCUACCUCUCUAUCUCCCUCCCUCCCUCUAUCUCUCUAUCUCUCUACCUCUCUAUCUAUCUCUCUACCUCCCUCCCUCCCUCCCUCUAUCUCUCUCUUUCUUUCCUCCCUCCCUCCUUUCUUUUCUUUUCUUAGAUUUAUUUAUUUACUUGAAAGUCAGAGUUACACACAGAGAGGAGAGGCAGAGAGAGAGAGAGAGAGAGGUCUUCCAUCUGCUGGUUCACCCUCUAAUUGGCCACAAUGGCUGGAGCUGCGCCGAUCCGGAGCCAGGAGCUUCUUCUGGGUCUCCCACAUGGAUGCAGGGACCUGGCCCAUCCUCCACCACUUUCCCAGCCCAUAGCAGAGAGCCGGAUCAGAAGUAGAGCAGCCAGGACUUGAGCUGGCACCCACAUGGGAUGCUGGCACUGCAGGCCAGGGCAUUAACCUGGUGCGCCACAGCGCCGGCCCUGGGUUUCUUUAUUAUUUUUAAUUAGUCAUCUGGAACCUUAGCAACAGAAAGGAAAGAAGAGACAGUGCAUGAGAAGGAUCUUUGAUCUCCUGGUUCACUCCCCAAAUGCCAGCAACAGCCAGGGCCAGGCCAGAUGGAAACCAGGAGCCAGGAACUCCCAACUAGAUCUCCCAGUGGGUGACAGGGGCCCAGGGACUUGGGCCAUCUUCUGCUGCCUAGGUCACAUUAGCAGGCAGCUGGGUUAGAACAGCCAGGACUCAGACCUGCCCUCCAGUGGGAUGCCAGUGUUGCAAGCAGCAGCUAGCCCACUGGGUUUGCAAUGAAAACGAAGUUUAUGAGGAAUCACUUAUCUUGGAAAGUCCUGGCAGGUGACAGUUUCACCUCCCCCUCCGCAAUGACCCGUGGCAGGGGGAGGCUGCGGGGCUGGGAGCAUCCCCGCCCUCAGCCCUGAGGCACUAAUGCUGAGCAGACCUGGGACAGAGUCUUGAUGUGGGGCUUCAGGAAAUGGCCAGAGCUGGAGGAAAAGGGGACCCAGCACUAGAGAGACGCAGAGGCCUCUGGGGACGCCAAGGCAGGGGAAGCCCGAAGGGCUGGCCUGAGAUUUCCCUUGUUGAAAGCCCCCAUUCCCUAGGCCAAGGCCCCCUUAGGUGGCGCUCUCAUUUCCUGAGGGGUUUUUUCCCCUACCGGGCUCCUCUGGAGGCAUGGGGAGUUCCCACUCCCCAUUUCCGACAGGCCGGCCCUGUGGCUUGGUUUGCACGCACGGCCUGCAGGGGGCACCUUGAGGUCUCUGGUGUGGAAGUAAGGCUUGGGUCCCCGGAGCACUGUGCUGUGCUAGGCACCUGGUCUCAGCAGGGCAGGGCUUUUCAUUGUCUGCUCCUCUCUGCUCGGUGCUCAGAAAUCAAGCCCCGUGCACCUUGCUGUCCGUGAGGCCGUCUGCAGUGUGGGCCUUGGCCCAGCUGUGUCUCCCACUGGCCGUGUUCCUGGCGGGAAGCAUCUCCCAUCUCCCCCCUCCAGGUUCCUGUUUUUCCACCUAUGGAAUGGUGGGAUUUUUUUCCCUUGAGUGUUGCAUUUGAAACUCUUAUCCAAGGGAAACCUCCUUGGUGUUUGCCUGUGCUGGGAGUGCACCCUCCCCAGGUCAGCCUCUUGCCUUGGAAACGCAAGGCCAGCAUUUAGCCUGAACACUGACUCGGAGAUUGAACAUGGUCUACCCAGUCUAACCCAAACCGUUCGCUGGGCUCUCCAUGAUGGCUGAGGGCGCUAAGCCAGCCUGAGCUGUCACAACAGAGGAAGCUGGUCCUGUGCAUUGUGUCCACCCUGUUAGUGUUCGCUUCCAGUGCCACUGUUGAGCCCCGUAUGUGCCAGGCACUAUCCCAAUGCUUUAAACACGGGCGGUCAUUCCGUCCUGCCACAGCCCUCAGUCAUUGUCACCCCUGUCUGCAGAUAAGAAAGUGGAGGUUCUGGGGCCUACGCUGUGGUGCAGUAGGUUAAACCUCUGCCUGCAAUGCUGGCAUCCCCCGUGGGCACCGGAUCAUGUCCCGGCUGCUCCACUUCUGUCCAGCUCCCUGCUAAUGCACUCAAGAAAGCAGUGGACGGAGGCCCACGUGCUUGGGCCCCUGUACCCACGUGGGGAGACCCAGUUGGAUUUCUAGGUACCUGGCUUUUACCUGGCCCAGCCCUCUGGCUGUUAUGGCCAUUUGGGGGAGUGACAGCAGACAGAAGCUCGCUCGCAUUCUCUCUCUUUCCCUCUCUCGCUCUGUAACUCUGCCUUUCAAGUAAAAAAAAAAAAAAAAAAACCCCACUGUGAACUCAGCCUGCGCUCACAGGAAACCACAUGGCCUUCAAAGACUCCUGUCUGUCUCAGCACUUGCUGCUCCGGCAAGCCUGGCACUGCCUACCAGACCUUCCUCAGAGCCAGUUCCGAAGAGCAAGGUAGGUGGGGAGGGGGCCACCGCCAGGGCCCAGGCACCUGUGGACCGGAGGCGGCUCUCGGCGGCUGCACUCUGGGGCUCCAAGCCCCGUCCACACAGGUCUUCCCAGCCCUCCUCCGAGGGGCAGAAACACAUAAGGGACUUCAAAACGUUGGUGAAAAGUAGAAAUCAAAGUUUAUUUUGGUGCCAAAAAGCUUAAACUCCACACGUAGCUUUUCACGUAGCUUUUCCAUAAUGCGCAAUUUACUUAAACUUUUCAGCUCAGAUUGAUAGAUAUCAAUUUUUUUGGUACCAAAAUAAACCUUGAAUUCCAUUUUCAUGAACUUUUUUGUUGUUGUUUAAAGAGCUGAGGUUCCAAGAAGGUAGGGUAAAACUCGUUUUUUUGAUGCUGCUGUUGUUGAUUUUUAUUUAUUUGAAAGGCAGAGUGACAGAGAAAAGAGGGGGAGACACACACGCACACACGCACACGCCUGCGACAGCCAGGGCGAGACACACACACACACAUCUUCCAUCCUCUGGUUCACUCCCCAAAUGCCUGCAAUACCCGGGCCGGGCCAGGUUGAAGCCGGGAGCCUGGAAUGCCACGUGGAUCUCCCACAUGGGUGGCAGGGACACGAGUACUUGGGACUUAAUCUCAGGGAGUCGGAUGAGGGUGCCGGCUGAACCUGCUGUGCCGCAGCCCCUGCUGUCGCCUGCAUGAGGUGUCCUCUCUCCCUGCACGUGUGCGGCAUAAGUCCAGUGCGCCAAAUAAUGCACAGUUUUCCCCAGAAUCACGAACUUGGCAGGCAGGCAGGUUGGGUGCAGUGGGUUAAGCCGCAGCUUGGCAGGCCUGCGCCCUGUAUCAGAGUAUUUGGGAUUGAGUCCUGCCUCUGCCACCCAUCCAGCUUCCUGCUCAUGUCCCUGGGGAAAGCAGAUGGAGCCCCAGUGCUUGGGUUCCUAACACCCGUGUGGAAGACCCAGAAGUUCCUGCUUUCUGGGCGCACCCCUGGCUUCGUAGGCAUGUGGGGACUGACCCAGUGCGGGGGAGAUUCUCUCUCUCUCCUUCCAUCUCUCAUGUUCUUUCAGAUAAAAUAAAUAGACCUUUUAAAAAGGAAACUGGCAAACCAUUUAGAAAAACAGUUACAGACCUGAGGCAGUUGUUUGGUGCCACCUGGAUGCCCUCACGCCAUGUGGGAGUGCCUGGGUUCAGGUCCUGGCGCUGUUCCUGACUCCAGCUGCCUGCCGAGCGGAUGCUGGGAGGCAGUGGCUGAUGGCCCAGGUCACUGGGACCCAGCCCUCCACAGGCUUGCUAAGCCCAGCCCUGGCUGUCGGGGCAUUUGGGGAGAGACUCAGCAGCUGGGAGAUUCAUUCAUUCUCUCUCUCUCUCUCUCUCUCUCUCUCUCUCUCUCUCUGCCUUCCAAAUAAGAUGAGUUACUAAGGAUGAAAGUGCAGUAUUGUCUGCUUCUUGCUUCCGUCGCGACUCUCCGCUCAGGACAGCCUGCGGGAUGAUCCUGAACACUCCCUGGCUCUGUUCCCGUGUUUUCCUGGGAACUUCUGGCUCUUUUGCCUUGUGUUUUCCUUUAAUUUCACUGGUGAAACGGUAGAGGAAGAAUAGAAUUCUACAAAUUUAACAAACUUUUUUUGGAGACCCUGUGAUGCAACAGGCCUUCAGAAUCCAUCUGCAUAAUAACCGAGAUCCGUGUCUUGGGAAGCGCACAGCCUGGCCUUUGGGGAGGAGGGCUGGGUGUGGAUUCUGGACGUGGAGGGGUCGGGUGCCGGGAAAGCAGUAAGAAGGAGUCCGGGGUCGGGCAGUGCUGGGUCUGUUAUGAGAAACGUGUGGGCCGGGCGGGACCUGCCGCUGGGGAGGGGCUUCUUUCUGCUGCAGUGCGCCUGUUCCAGAGUUCACAGCCUCACUUCCACUCUGGUAGGAUUCUGUGUGUGGAAGUGAGUCGUGACCGGCGCCGCGGCUCACUGGGCCAGUCCUCGCUUGCAGCGCCGGCACACCAGGUUCUAGGCCCGGUCGGGGCGCCGGAUUCUGUCCCGGUUGCUCCUCUUCCAGGCCAGCCCUCUGCUGUGGGCCGGGAGUGCAGUGGAGGAUGGCCCAAGUGCUUGGGCCCUGCACCCCAUGGGAGACCAGGAGGAAGCACCUGGCUCCUGGCUCCUGCCAUCGGAUCAGCGCAGCGCACUGGCCGUAGCGGCCAUUUGGGGAGUGAACCAACAGAAGGAAGACCUUUCUCUCUGUCUCUCUCUCUUUCACUGUUUAACUCUGCCUGUCAAAAAAAUAAAAUAAAAAAGUGAGUCUUUUUUUAAGGAUUUGUUUUCAUUUACUUGAUAGGCAUAUCUGAGAGAGCAAGAGACAGAGACAGAGAAAGGGAUUUUCCAUCCACUGGUUCACUUCCUUAAAUGGUUGCAAUGAACAGGGCUGGGCAAGGCUGAAGCCAGGAGCCAGGAACCCAUCCGGGUCUCCCAAGUGAGUGGCAGGGGCUCAUCUGCAGCUCUCCCAGGCACACUGGUGGGGAGCUGGAUCAGAAGCGUAGCAGUCAGGACUCGAACCAGUGCUUCUGGAUACUGGAUGCUGGUGUUGCAGCUGGCAGCUUAACCUGCUGAGCUACAGCACUGGCCCCACAGAAUAAACAAACAAGAAAAGCAGGCGGUGUUACGACCCUCACAAUGAGAGGGGAGAGCUCCCUGCAGGAGCGUGAGGGUGCCAGAGGCGGCAGGGCUGGCAUUUGCACCCCGUCCAAGGCCAGGGUCAUUUCAGCCGGCUGCAGUGCCCCUCCGCGUGGGGAAGGUGGUGGAGAUGAGAUGGUACGCAGCUGUGCCGUGUGUCCCUCUGCAUGGGGGAGGCCGUGGGGACGAGACGGCACGCAGCUGUGCCAGGUGCCCCUCCGCGUGGGGAAGGCCGUGGGGAUGAAGUGGCACGCAGCUGUGCUGUGUGUCCCUCUGUGUGGGGGAGGCCAUGGGGAUGAGAUGGCAUGCAGCUGUGUCAUGUGUCCCUCCGCGUGGGGAAGGUCGUGGGGACGAAACCGCACGCAGCUGUGCCGUGUGUCUCACACCAUCUGCUUUACCUUUGCUCUUUCUGGUUUGUGCUUUCCCCCGUUAGCUUCUUCUGGUUGAGGAGCCUGCAGACUUAAAAAAAUAAUGAACCCCACGGAUCUCACAGACACCACCGUGGACGAGAGCAUUUAUAGCAAUUACUAUGCGUACGAGAGUAUGCCCAAGCCUUGCACCAAAGAGGGCAUCAAGGCUUUCGGGAAGCUCUUCCUGCCCCCCCUGUACUCCUUGGUCUUCCUCUUUGGCCUGCUGGGGAACUCCGUGGUGGUCCUGGUGCUGUUCAAGUACAAGCGGCUCAGGUCCAUGACCGACGUGUACCUGCUCAACCUUGCCGUCUCCGACCUGCUCUUCGUGCUCUCCCUCCCGUUCUGGGGCUACUACGCCGCGGACCAGUGGGUGUUCGGGCUGGGGCUGUGCAAGUUCGUGUCCUGGAUGUACCUGGUGGGCUUCUACAGCGGCAUCUUCUUCAUCAUGCUCAUGAGCAUCGACAGGUACCUGGCCAUCGUGCACGCCGUGUUCUCCUUGCGAGCCAGGACCUUGACCUACGGGGUCAUCACCAGCUUGGCUACCUGGUCAGUGGCCAUCUUCGCCUCCCUUCCCGGCCUCCUGUUCAGCACCUGCUACACCGAGCGCAACCACACCUACUGCAGGGCCAGGUUCUCGGUGAACUCCACCACGUGGAAGGUGCUGAGCUCCCUGGAGACCAACAUCCUGGGGCUGGUGGUGCCGCUGGCUGUCAUGCUGUUCUGCUACUCCACGAUCGUCAGGGCCUUGCAGCGCUGCAAGAGCGAGAAGAGGAGCAAGGCCGUGAAGAUGGUCUUCGCCGUGGUGGUCCUCUUCCUGGGCUUCUGGGCGCCCUACAACGUGGUGCUCUUCCUGGAGACGCUGGUGGAGCUGGAGCUGCUUCAGGACUGCACCUUCGAGAGGCAGCUGGACUACGCCGUCCAGGCCACAGAGACGCUGGCCUUCGUCCACUGCUGCCUGAACCCCGUCAUCUACUUCUUCCUGGGGGAGAAGUUUCGCAAGUACAUCGUGCAGCUCUUCAAGACCUGCCGCGGCCCCCUGGCGCUCUGCCAGCCCUGCGGGGUCCUGCAGCUGUACCCCGCCGACACCCCGAGCUCCUCGCACACGCAGUCCACCGUGGACCACGACCUCUACGACGCGCUGUAGGGCGGCCCUCCGCCAGAGCUUCCCCAAGGUGGUCUGCAGCAGGGUCAGGAGAAGCCUGUCCCAGGGGUCACCCCACACCAGGCUGGUCUGCAGGAGGACGUCCCAGAGCCCAGAGUGCGUUCAGUGAGGGCGCAAGGAAAAGAACUGUCCCCCCCAGCCUGGGCUGACGGCUCCCUGGAGGGAUCUGCAGGAGCCGAGCACUAUUUCCUGUUAUGCAAAAAGGGGGGGCCCUAAAUUCCCAGCUCUUAUGGAACGACAUAGAAAACCUUGACAUGCUAAUAAUAAAUCUGAGGCACGGUGUAGCCCGUGAACCCAGGUACACGUGGAAGCAAUUAGUGCCGUGACAAACCUGUUUGACUGUUAUUGUAAAGGACUGUUUGCUCCUGGAAGCCUAACGUUUGGCAUUUACAGGUGUAAAGAGAUGAGGGCAUCUGCAGGGCCUGAUGGCCAAACAGAGAGCGAAGACACUCACGAUGCAGACGCUCCUGGCAGCCCAGAGCCUGUUGGCCGUGGACACGUUUAGAUUGAAUUAUCACAGGCGAUUAUUCAGAUUUUACAGAUACUACUUAUAGGCCCAGAAUGCAUUUAUCUGGGGCCUUUUGCUUGUUUAUAAAUACUGCCUUCAAAAUUAAAAAUAAAGGAGAUUAAU
This is a messenger RNA of Oryctolagus cuniculus (rabbit), 8966 nucleotides long. NCBI's taxonomy places the organism in Eukaryota, Metazoa, Chordata, Mammalia, Lagomorpha, Leporidae. The record is from RefSeq and is a predicted model, not a curated record.